Synchiropus splendidus (mandarinfish) is the source of this 936-nucleotide messenger RNA. RefSeq names its product FSHD region gene 1 (gene frg1). The record is from RefSeq and is a predicted model, not a curated record. The transcript has 9 exons. NCBI's taxonomy places the organism in Eukaryota, Metazoa, Chordata, Actinopteri, Syngnathiformes, Callionymidae. Gene Ontology annotation, cellular component: catalytic step 2 spliceosome; striated muscle dense body; nucleolus. Gene Ontology annotation, molecular function: actin filament binding. The coding region runs from base 71 to 835 and encodes 254 amino acids.
CCAUAGCCACAUGAUUUGAAAACAUUAUAUACCUUCUGCUAAACGUCAGGCUAAUUCUUCGUCGCGAUAAAUGGCGGAAUAUUCGAGUGUAAAAUCAACAAAGCUCGUUCUGAAAGGACAAAAUAAAGGGAAAAAACGCAAGAACAAAGACAAGAAGAAAAAUGCAGACGACGGGGCAAAACUUGAUGUUGUUGGUGGUUGGUGGGCUGUCAGUACAUUUAAUGAAAUCACCGGAACGGUUGCCAUAGAGAUGCAGAACAACUCUUACAUCCAUGCCCUGGAUACUGGUCUCUUCACAAUUGGACCACCACAUAAUGAUGACGAAGGCCCAGACCCACCAGAGCAAUUUACAGCCAUCAAGGUUUCUGAUUCAAGGAUCGCCCUUAAGUCUGGAUAUGGCAAGUACUUGGGUCUCAACUCAGACGGACUGGUGGUGGGUCGGUCUGAUGCUAUCGGUGUCAGGGAGCAGUGGGAGCCCGUCUUCCAGGAUGGGAAAAUGGCUCUCCAGGCAGCGAAUAGCUGUUUCAUCUCCUACAGCGACAGCGGGGACAUCGCCGCCAAGAGCAAGACAGCAGGGGGCGACGAGAUGUUGAAGAUCAGAUCCAAUACGGAACGAGAGGUCAAGCAUAAAGACAACCUGGCAGAUGAGGACCGGGGGAACGUCAAGUCCUGCGAGCUCAGUUAUGUGAAAAAGUUCCAGAGUUUCCAGGACCAGCGACUCCGGAUCAACGAGGAGAACGCCACCUCGCUGAAAAGAGCCAGAACUGAUGGGAAGUUUCAUGAAACUCUACUGGACAGGAGAAGCAAAAUGAAGGCGGACAGAUACUGCAAGUGAAGCCUGAGCCCUCUGCAUCACAGCUGUGGAUCUCACUUGUUUAUCUGGUGUCAGACAUUUUAGAAAUUCUGUUUGCUAUUUUUAAUAAAGUCGGCCAUUGG